GGCGUUUGUAGUCCCCACUGUGAAACAGAAAGAGGGAGCCACCGGGAGACUGGGCGAAGAGCGAGGCUGAGUCGCGGCGCCGUCACUGCGGGGACACCACUCCCACAGCAGUCACAGCGCCACCGCCAGCAGCCCCCUCCGCUGCCAGGGCCAGGGAAGGAAGACGGGGCGGGGGAGGAGGAGGAGGAGAAGGAGGCGGCGCCGCGGGACGACGAGGAGGCGAGACGGAGCCGGGGGAACCGCUGCGGGAGCGCGGCGCAGCUGAGGAGAAUUGGAGGACAAUCCAGUAUAUUAAUGUUUUACCAAUAAUGGCAGAGCAUCCACCGCUCUUGGACACAACUCAGAUUUUAAGUAGUGAUAUUCCUCUUCUACCUGCACCUAUUGUAAGUGGGGAUGGAGCACAACAGCUGUCCCUUUUCACAAAUGUUAUUCUGGUGCAAGUUAACCCAGGGGAAGCAUUUACGAUAAGAAGAGAAGAUGGACACAUUCAAUGCAUUACAGGUCCUGCUCAGGUUCCAAUGAUGUCACCAAAUGGUUCAGUGCCUCCUAUUUAUGUGCCUCCUGGAUAUGCCCCACAGGUUAUCGAAGACAAUGGUGUUCGAAGAGUUGUUGUGGUUCCCCAGGCACCAGAGUUUCACCCCGGUGGUCAUGCAGUGAUGCACAGACCUCCCCAUCCUCCUCUUCCUGGUUUCAUUCCUCUUCCAGCUAUGAUGCCUCCUCCACCUCGUCAUAUAUAUUCACCAGUAACAGGAACUGGAGAUAUGGCAACACAGUAUAUACCACAGUAUCAUCCUUCACAGGUAUAUGGAGAUCUAGAUUCAAUCUCUACACAUGGUAGAUCUAACUUUAGAGAUGAAAGAUCUAGUAAAACUUAUGAGCGUUUACAGAAGAAAUUAAAAGAUCGACAGGGAUCGCAAAAAGAUAAAUUAAGUAGCCCACCGUCAUCACCUCAGAAAUGUCCUUCUCCUACAAAUGAACAUAAUGGACUUAUAAAAGGACAUAACGUGGGUGGCUUAAGCACGGGAUCAGCAAAGAAUAAAACAGGAAAAGGAAAAGUCUCACAAAUGGAUACAGAAAUAGAAGAAAAGGAUGAAGAAACAAAAGCACUUGAAGCCCUUCUUUCUAGCAUUACCAAACCAGUGGUAUCAGACAUACAAGCAAGAACAGUAGUACUUACAUGGUCACCUCCUUCCAGCAGCAUUAAUGGGGAAACAGAGGAAAAUAAUGUGCCAGAACUAUAUGGUUAUGAAAUUCUGGUUUCAAAUACUGGAAAGGAUGGGAAAUAUAAAAGUGUUUAUGCUGGAGAAGAAACAAGUGUCACUGUAAACGACCUCAAGCCAGCAACAGAUUAUUAUGCAAAAAUACAAGCAGAAUGUAAUUCCAUAAAGGGAAACCCUUCAGAAGCUGAAAGUUUUACCACACUGAGCUGUGAACCAGAUGUACCCAAUCCACCAAGAAUUGCCAACCGAACCAAAAACUCACUUACAUUACAAUGGAAGGCACCUUGUGACAAUGGUUCUAAAAUCCAAAGCUACCUUCUAGAAUGGGACGAGGGGAAAGGAAAUGGAGAAUUUUGCCAGUGUUACUCUGGCCAACAGAAGCAAUUUAGAAUUACUAAGUUAUCACCAGCAAUGGGUUGCAAGUUUAGACUAGCAGCCAAAAAUGACAAGGGCACAAGUGGCUUUAGUGAAGAAGUCUUAUAUUACACCUCAGGCAGUGCCCCUUCCAUGCCAGCAAGUCCUACACUAGUUAAAGCUGGAGUUACUUGGUUGUCCUUACAGUGGAGUAAACCCUCAGGAACACCAUCCGAUGAAGGAAUCUCAUAUAUAUUAGAAAUGGAAGAAGAGACAUCAGGAUAUGGUUUCAAACCUAAAUAUGAUGGAGAGGAUCUUGCUUACACAGUGAAAAAUCUUAGACGCAGUACAAAGUACAAGUUUAAGGUUAUUGCUUAUAACUCAGAAGGUAAAAGCAAUCCAAGUGAAGUAGUAGAAUUUACUACUUGUCCAGAUAAACCUGGAGUACCUUUAAAACCUUCAGUUAAAGGAAAGAUACAUUCACAGAAUUUUAAAAUAACUUGGGAGCCACCAAAAGACAAUGGAGGAGCAUCUAUAAAUAAGUAUGUUGUAGAAAUGUCAGAAGGCUCAAAUGGAAACAAAUGGGAUGUGAUAUACAGCGGCACUGCUCGGGAACAUCUCUGCGAUCGCCUGACUCCUGGCUGCCCCUAUCGUCUACGUGUGUAUUGUGUUAGUGAUGGAGGACAGAGUUCGGUAUCUGAAUCGUUACUGGUGCAGACUCCAGCUGUGCUUCCUGGUCCAUGCUUCCCUCCCAGAUUACAGGGUAGACCCAAAGCAAAAGAAAUUCAACUACGAUGGGGACCACCUCAGGUUGAUGGCGGAUCACCUAUUAUCUCUUAUAGUGUGGAAAUGUCUCCUGUAGAAACUGAUGAACCCAGAGAAAUUUACCAAGGUUCUGAAGUAGAAUGCACAGUGAACAACCUUCUUCCUGGAAAGACAUAUAACUUUAGACUGCGUGCAGCUAACAAAAUUGGGUUUGGACAAUUUUCAGAAAAAUGUGAAAUAACUACAGCACCUGGACCACCAGAUCAAUGCAAACCCCCUCAAGUGACAUGUAGAUCUGCAACCUGUGCACAAGUGUAUUGGGAGGUUCCAGUUAGUAAUGGAGCAGAUGUCACUGAAUAUCGUUUGGAAUGGGGAGGAGUUGAAGGAUGCAUGCAAAUAUGUUACUGUGGACCUGGUCUCAGUUAUGAAUUAAAAGGACUUUCACCAGCAACCAUGUAUUAUUGCAGGGUCCAGGCUGUGAGUGUAGCUGGACCAGGCCCUUUCAGUGAAGUAGUAGUAUGCAUGACUCCAGCAUCUGUACCUGCAGUAGUGACUUGUCUUCAAGGAGUAAGCGAAGAUGAAAUUGAAAGUCCAGACUAUUCACCUUCUACAUGCCUUGCAAUAAGAUGGGAAAAGCCUUGUGAUCACGGUUCUGAAAUCCUGUCCUAUAGCAUAGACUUUGGAGAGAAACAGACUGUGACAGUGGGAAAGAUUUCAAGCUAUGUUAUAGACAAUUUGCAACCAGAUACAACAUACAGAAUACGAAUUCAAGCUUUGAAUAGCCUUGGAGCUGGUCCUUUCAGCCACACGAUAAAACUAAAAACUAAGCCCCUUCCUCCUGAUCCUCCUCGCCUGGAAUGUGCUGCCUACAGUCACCAAAACCUAAAGCUGAAGUGGGGGGAAGGAACCCCAAAGACAUUACCUACAGACUCCAUUCAGUACCACCUUCUAAUGGAAGAUAAGAAUGGAAGGUUUAUAUCCUUAUACAGAGGACCAUGUCAUACAUAUAAAGUACAAAGACUCAGUGAGUCAACAUCCUAUAAAUUCUGUAUUCAGGCUUGCAAUGAAGCUGGGGAAGGUCCCCUUUCUCAGAAAUACACUUUCACUACUCCAAAAUCUGUGCCAGCUGCCUUGAAAGCCCCAAGAAUAGACAAAAUAAAUGAUCACACCUGUGAAAUCACAUGGGAGGUUUUACAACCAAUGAAAGGUGAUCCAAUUAUUUACAGUCUUCAAGUUAUGGUGGGAAAAGACUCAGACUUCAAACAGAUUUACAAAGGUUCUGACUGGUACUUCCGGUAUUCAGGCCUUCAGCAGAACUGUGAAUAUCGCUUCCGUGUGUGUGCCAUUCGACAGUGCCAAGACACUGUAGGUAGUCAUCAGGACCUCGUAGGCCCCUACAGUGCCACUGUAAUAUUCAUCUCUCAGAGGACUGAACCUCCAGCCAGCACCCACAAAGACACUGUGGAAACCACCAGGCUGCAACGGACACUGACUGACGAGCAGUGUGCUGCGGUCAUCCUUGUGAUCUUUGCUGUAUUCUCCAUUCUGGUUGCCUUUAUCAUUCAGUACUUUGUAAUCAAGUGAAAAUGUAACUUUCUGUUAGAAUGCUUCCAUUCAUUACCUUUCUUUUGUCAUGUUCCACAAAUAUUUCUGUUUUGCUUUUACAAGAGCAGUGGCAUUUAGCACUGGCAUUGGGACUGUAGCACACACCAUUUUUGCCACUUAAAAUGCUUAUAUUGUUAGAUAGAGGCUGGCACUUUAUUAGAACGCAAGCCACAGAAAUAUCAAGUAUUUUUUGAACAUGCCUUCUUAUACUACAAACUUUAUAUGAGGCAAAAAUAUAAUUGAGAUUUUGACCAGUCAGCAUGAGUGUAACAGUGACACACCUAUUCCUACUUUAAAAGAUUACCAACUGAAGCAUUCAGAAUGAGACAAAGCAUUUAAAAGUUACACUGACACAUGCUGCAUAAAAUGUUAGAUGCUGUGAAAGCAAUCUCGCGCUGUAUUUCUACCUCCUCAUUUGUCUUAAUUAUUUGGGAAGUGGGAUUAUGAUAAAUAAUUGAGGGGACUUUCUCAGGCAGCAAACAAUAAACUGGAUGGACAAAUUGAUGUGAAAGGAGGAAGCUUCUAAUUUGAUAAAUGUGGAGUUCUUUACUGCAAGUAGAUAUUUAUAAAACUUACAUGGUGGCACCGGCAGUUUAUCUUGCCUGAAAACAAGUUUACUCUUAAAGGUACCUCUUCAGUAUCUUGCAAACAUGGAAAAGAGAGGGCUUUUAGACAGUUACUUUUUAAAAGUAAUUGGAAUCACUUUAGGACUUCACAUCUAUUUAAUUUGGUUUCAGUUUAUGGUUGUUUGUAUGUGGGUUUAUCUCCACAUACUUACAUGCCAUAUAUGUAUAUAUACAUACCAGUAUGUAUGACUAUAUAUACUCCAGCCCUCUGAUGUACAAAGUUUGUAGGAUUACCAUAAGUUUUGCUGCUUCCCCUACAACUACUGCCAUCACCCUCAGCAUUUAGAAUCAAACAUUAUCUCUUUGUUUAGGGGCACCAGAUCUGAAGUGAAAAUGUAAUUUGCACCAGAAAACUUCAAGCUGCUUCCUUUCUUGAAAAAACUAAUGUUUAAUGUAAUGUCUGUUUGGAGACUGUACCAAAUUGUUGAUUGCAUGUGGUUAAUGUUGCAUUAGAGCACUUUGCAAUUGCAAAAUUCAUCAACGUUUUGUGAGCUUGCAUUUGUGAGUUCGUGGAGAUGAUCAGACUGAAUUUUUCAAGUAUCACAUUGAACAUCUUUUCAGAUGUCAGUGACUGCCAGUAACAUACAGCUUGUAGUAAGGCUCUCUAAAAUUCUUGUCUCAUCACAUCUAUAUUAUCUGUUAAACACUUGUAAUAUGCCUUCUUAAUUUAUUAUUUGAUUUUUUUUUAGGGUAGUGAAUCACUAAUUACUUAGUUGCUGGGUUUAGCAUUUUAAUGGUUAUUAAGCACUUCUGUCAGUCUUUUUAAAAAAAGAAACGUUUGUUUUGUGCUUUGAAGAUCUUUGAAGAAUUUCUCUAUUAGAAUGGGCAUGUAUCGUACUUGUUUCACGUCCAAUGAUCUGUGCUGUUGAAUAACAUUAACUUUUGUUUAAAAAAGGAAUGGAUAAACUUGGCCUUCCUAAGGUAAGAAUGACCUGUCACUAUAAUGUACUGUAUGUUUACAUUUUUAUUUUAGUUCUGACACUUCUGUAUAGGCUGAUGCCUUCCCACAAAACAGAGUGAUAGCAAACAUUUUCUAGAAACUUAUUAAAGUGCCAUGUUUGGCAGUACAAAUGAAGUUGAGUGUAAUACCCCAGAGAUUUCUAUACAGUUGAAUGUCUAAAAUGGUAAGAUUUGCCACUGUGGUCAAGCUCCAGUGGCUUGUUUUUCAUAGUAAAACUCAAAUGAACUCCUAUUUUUGAUAGUAAAUGUCAUUUAAUAGUGUAUUUGCCAUUUGAGCCUCACUGCAAAUUACUGCAGAGGAGAAAACAAUUUUUAAUGUAAUCUUAAUUUUACCUCAUAUACUGUACAUUCCAAAAAAAAAAAAACCUCUAAACUUUUUAAAAUGUUAUAGAUACACUACCAAACAUAUCACUUUAAAAUUGUAUAAUGUUGAACUUCAUAUAAAUGAAAAGUAUAAUCUCAUAGAAAUAUACAUAAACUAUGUAGCAAAAAGUAUCUUUAAAAUCUGUGGAAAAUAAAAAUUGUAUCAUUCUUUU
This is a messenger RNA of Trichosurus vulpecula (common brushtail), 6066 nucleotides long. RefSeq names its product fibronectin type III domain containing 3A (gene FNDC3A). The transcript is spliced from 27 exons. Lineage: Eukaryota; Metazoa; Chordata; Mammalia; Diprotodontia; Phalangeridae. The coding region runs from base 309 to 3923 and encodes 1204 amino acids. The record is from RefSeq and is a predicted model, not a curated record. Gene Ontology annotation, molecular function: protein binding.